Messenger RNA from Toxotes jaculatrix (banded archerfish), 1065 nucleotides. RefSeq names its product endonuclease domain-containing 1 protein-like. The record is from RefSeq and is a predicted model, not a curated record. The transcript is spliced from 6 exons. Gene Ontology annotation, molecular function: metal ion binding; nucleic acid binding; hydrolase activity. The coding region runs from base 57 to 893 and encodes 278 amino acids. NCBI's taxonomy places the organism in Eukaryota, Metazoa, Chordata, Actinopteri, Toxotidae.
CACCAGCUUCUGCUCAGGGCAGACUGUGGCAGCCCGUGUACCAGCAGGGGACCAUAAUGCGGACCUUGUUAACUUUGUGUGCCCUGUUCGUCUUUUCUGUCCAUGCAGAUGUUGUGGCACGCUUUGAGGAUGUGCCAGAAUGCAUGAAGUACUUCUAUAAAGAGAAGGUGCCAGAGUGGGGGGCUUCUACACCCGAUGCCGCCCGUCUCUGUCAGCGCUUCGUCAACAGAUACCACUUUGCCACACUGUAUGACACCAACCACCGCAUUGCUGUCUACUCUGCCUAUUAUUUCCAGCCCAGCAAUGGAGGUGGCAGGGAGAAGAGGUGGUUUGUGGAGCCUCAGUUGGUAAACUCAUCCUGGCAAGCUGGGAUGAAGGAUGGCUACUGGCUGGGGAAGGACCACCCUGGGGUCUACCUCGGGGAGAAACAGGCUCUGAAUGAAGACUACACACACUCUGGAUUUGACCGUGGUCACCUUAACCCCAAUGGGCACCAUGCAGUCCCUAGCCGCAACGCCACUUUCACCUUGACCAAUGUGGUUCCUCAGAACCCCAAGCUGAACCAGAACGCCUGGAGGAUCCAUGAGUCCCAGCUCACCGACCUUUUCCGGAGCAAGUGCUCUAAAGCCUAUGUGCUGGUCGGUGCCGUUCCAUCUGCAGAUAACUGGAUUAUCAAAAACAAUGUGAAGCGUGUCAACAUUCCAGACUAUAUAUGGAAUGCCUACUGCUGUGUGGACAACAAUGGCAGACCCAUUCAGAGUGGUGCUGCCACAGCCAGGAACACAGAAGACAACUGGGUGGAGAAGCUCUCUCUGGAUGAACUGGGAGAAUUCCUGCAGCAGGUCUCCAAUCAACCAGUAGGGGAGCUGUUUUCCAACAACUGCAGGGCAUGAAGGAUUUACAGAGGGAUGAUGAAAAAAGAACUUUAGGUGCCAGACAUUUAAUUUUAUAUUAGAUUUGAAUAACUACCAAAAGAUAUUUUUGAUAUUAAUAAUACAAUAAAAACAAAUUACGUUUGACACUGUUGUCAACAUGGUGUAUAUUAAUGUAUAUUAAUGUAAAGUG